This is a messenger RNA of Panonychus citri (citrus red mite), 507 nucleotides long. Its product is annotated as RING finger protein 151-like. Gene Ontology annotation, molecular function: ubiquitin protein ligase activity. Gene Ontology annotation, biological process: protein polyubiquitination; ubiquitin-dependent protein catabolic process. The transcript has a single exon. Bases 1 to 507 code for a protein of 168 amino acids. Lineage: Eukaryota; Metazoa; Arthropoda; Arachnida; Trombidiformes; Tetranychidae. The record is from RefSeq and is a predicted model, not a curated record.
AUGUUCAAGGAGAAACCAAAUGAGGAAUUUGUUUGUGCCAUUUGCUUUGGUGUUUUCAACAAUCCGGUCGCCGAUGAUUGUGGUCACAUCUAUUGUGCCGAAUGUCUUUUCGAUUGGUUCAAAGUUAAAGAUACUUGUCCAAUUUCAUGUUCUAAGAUUCGAAAAGAAACUAUUCGAAAACCUCCCCUUCCAUUCACCAAUUUGCUUGGUGCUCUGGAAAUCAAAUGUCCCAAAUGUGGUGACAAAUACAUUCAACUUGAUCAAUAUGACGAUGGUUGCCCUGAUUGUUUAACUUCCCGAUUCUCAAGUCGGCCCAGGGCUUCAAAUGCUCAACGACAAUCUCAAUUUGGACAAUCAUCCAAUACUCGAUUUGGACAAUCGUCCAACACUCGAUUUGCUAAUAGUGGAAAUCUAUGGGAAGGUGUUAAAUGGGCUGGUGUCGCUACAGCGGUUGGAGCUGGUCUAUUGGUGCUCAUUUCGAGUAUGAAAAACAAGAACCGUGAUUAG